AUUAUACUUUUAGUUCAAGGGAUGCAGUAGAUUCAAAUUUAAAAGGUAAAAUAAAAGGCGUGGAUGGGUGAAGCAGGUCAUCUCUAUCAAAAGCUUCAUGCGGUGACCCCAUCCAAAAUAAUCAAUGGACUAAUGCAUGCACCAGAGAGAAUCCAUUCUCCUAAGAAUAGGUACAUCUUACCCUACAUGUGCGGACGGAGACGAGACAUCGCGCGCUGUUAGACCUCCACCUCCACUAGCUUCCACUCCAAAAAUGGCGACGAGCCAGGGCCAGGCGGCCAUACAUUUGCCAAGACGCACUACAUAUACGCCAACACCAUUCCGCCAGAACCUAGGAGAGGGAGACGACGAUCGACGGGCUACCAGUGAGUUAGUUACCCAUGGGCCGCAACAUGGCGCUUCCCCUGCUCCUGGCGCUGGCGGCCCUAGUGGCGUCGCUGCCGUCGGGUUCCGUCGCGACGGCGGGGACGGCUGGUGCGUUCGACAGCUGGUUGUCGGCGAACCAGAAAGACUUCGCGAUCAACCAGGCGUUGUACGCGAAGAAGGCGGUGGGUGACACCGGCAGCACCAUCGACGAGUCCCUGUCCAAGGCGGAGGAUAACAAGACCACCUACGUGGUGGACCCCAAGGGCGGUGGUGACUACAAGACCAUCACGGCCGCGAUCGACGCCAUCCCGGAGGGCAACACCGGUCGCGUAAUCCUGGACCUGAAACCCGGCGAGUACCGUGAGAAGAUCUUCCUCAACCUCAGCAAGCCCUACGUGACUUUCAAGUCCGAUCCCAAGAACCCGGCCAUCAUCGCCUGGAGCGACACCGCUGCGACGCUAGGGAAAGACGGGAAGCCGGUGGGCACGGUGGGGAGCACCACCUGCGCCAUCGAGUCCGACUACUUCGUGGCGUACGGCGUCGUGUUCAAGAACGACGCGCCACUGGCCAAGCCGGGGGCCAAGGGCGGGCAGGCGGUGGCGCUGCGUACGUUCGGCACCAAGCAGGCCUUCUACAACUGCACCAUCGACGGCGGGCAGGACACGCUGUACGACCACAAGGGGCUGCACUACUUCAAGGACUGCGUGAUCAAAGGGAGCGUGGACUUCAUCUUCGGGUUUGGGAGGUCCUUGUACGAGAACUGCCGCAUCGUGUCCAUCGUGAAGGAGAUCGCCGUUCUCACGGCGCAGCAGCGGACCAAGACCAUCGAGGGCGCUAUCGAGAGCGGGUUCUCGUUCAAGAACUGCAGCAUCAUGAGCGAAGGCGGGGGGGAUAUCUAUCUUGGCAGGGCGUGGGGGGACUCGUCGCGUGUCAUCUACGCCUACACCGAGAUGAGCAAGGAGGUGGUGCCAGUUGGAUGGGACGGAUGGAACAUCAAGCAGCCUGAGAGUAGCGGGAUCUACUACGGCGAGUUCAAAUGCAGCGGGCCGGGGUCGGACGCGAGGAAGAGGGUCGGGUGGGCUGUGGAUCUCACCGAGGCCCAGGCCAAGCCCUUCAUCGGCACACACUACAUCUUCGGCGACUCUUGGAUUCUGCCACCGCCAACUGGGAACUCUCCUCCCUCUAAAAAAGGCUCCAGUGGAGGAGCCCCCGCCACAUCCCCCGCCUCAUCGCCCGAGUCGGCAGAUUCAGCCUCAUCGCCCGAGUCGGCGGAUUCAGCCGCGUCGCCCAAGUCGGCGUCCUCAGCCUCGUCGCCCAAAUCCGCCUACUCAGCUGCAUCCAAGGUUUCGCUGCUAGCAUCCACCGCGUUGACAGCGGAGGUGGGCACGCUGAAGCAGAACCUCGAGCGGUCCUUGCAAGAGCUAGGCCUAGCCAAGCAGCAGUUCGAGGAGAAGGAAGGAGGUUUCUCGCUCUUUUGCGACUCAUCCCAGACUCAAUUUUCGGCUUUUAAGACUGCCCCUGGUCAUGUGCAUUUCAGCCGUAACUCGGAAAUUGAGAUGGUCAAGCAAUUGCAACUGAAAUAUGAGACCGCCCUAACUGAAUUGGGCUCUCAAUUGAUGGAUGCAAAGACCCGGCUAGUGGACCAAGAGGCAGAGAUAAAGAGUGCUAACUCCAAACUCCAAUUGAGUCUCUCUGAAACUGAAAAAUUGAAGACCAGUUUGACUGAGAAGAAGAAAUCCUGGGCCGAUGAGAAGACCUUGCUGAUACAACGUGCUGAGACAACAGAGGCGGCUCUUGAGGAGGUUACAACGGAGCUCACCGGCUUAAAAAACCCUGUGUCUCAAAUGGUUUCUGCCAUCUUUGGAAUAUAA
This is a messenger RNA of Triticum urartu, 2237 nucleotides long. Lineage: Eukaryota; Viridiplantae; Streptophyta; Magnoliopsida; Poales; Poaceae. The record is from RefSeq and is a predicted model, not a curated record.